Molecule: messenger RNA, 861 nt
Organism: Kluyveromyces marxianus DMKU3-1042
Lineage: Eukaryota; Fungi; Ascomycota; Saccharomycetes; Saccharomycetales; Saccharomycetaceae
Exons: 1
Coding region: 1-861 (286 amino acids)
Cellular component (GO): membrane
Molecular function (GO): palmitoyl-(protein) hydrolase activity
Source: RefSeq, a predicted model, not a curated record
AUGAUGCUGAUGAGAAUUACGAAGAUGGUUUUCACUGGAGCUGCUAUUCUAGUUUCAGCCUCGCUGAGUGCACUGUACCUGUACCAGAAUAGGUUGGUGUAUCCAUCGUGGGCGCAAGGUGCUCGAGACCAUGUCGAUACGCCUGAUCAGUAUGGGCUUCCGUAUGAGGAUGUUACUUUGAAGACCCCCGAUGGGGUGUUUAUCAAGGCGUUUGAUAUUAGAAACGAUAACUCUACUGCAACCAUGCUAAUACUCAGCCCUAACGCCGGUAAUAUCGGAUAUUUCUUACCCAUGGCAAGGUUCCUUUACCAUGAGCUUAAUGUCUCUAUUUUCAUUUACUCGUACCGUGGGUACGGUCUCUCUACAGGCUCGCCGUCUGAGGCUGGCUUGAAGAUUGAUGCUGAUACCGUUAUGCACCACUUGGCCAACAGCGACUUCCACAAGUCAAGAAAGUUGAUAUUGCAUGGCAGGUCUCUUGGAGGUGCCAAUGCCAUCUACAUCGCUAGGAAGUUCACAAGCUUAUGCGAUGCAGUAAUUUUGGAAAAUACAUUCCUAUCUAUUAGGAAAGUAAUUCCAUAUGUGUUUCCCCUGCUAAAGCAUGUAUCAUUUAUGUGCCAUGAGGUUUGGGAUUCAGAACAUGAAAUCGCUAAAAUUCAAGAUGAGCAGUUACCAUUUUUGUUCCUUUCUGGGCUCAAAGAUGAGAUUGUUCCUCCACUUCAUAUGAAGUUGUUGUACAAGUUGUGUCCUUCUAGCCUUAAGCAAUUUGUAGAAUUGCCUCAGGGCACCCACAACGAUACAAUAAUACAGGAUGGGUAUUGGGUUGUCGUUAAAGAAUUUUUACAAAAGCAUGAUUUAAUAUAA